Messenger RNA from Pararge aegeria (speckled wood butterfly), 7780 nucleotides. It is a transcript of the gene PIP5K59B, whose product is annotated as phosphatidylinositol 4-phosphate 5-kinase type-1 alpha. Gene Ontology annotation, molecular function: phosphatidylinositol kinase activity. NCBI's taxonomy places the organism in Eukaryota, Metazoa, Arthropoda, Insecta, Lepidoptera, Nymphalidae. The record is from RefSeq and is a predicted model, not a curated record. Bases 176 to 2587 code for a protein of 803 amino acids. Gene Ontology annotation, biological process: phosphatidylinositol metabolic process. The transcript is spliced from 21 exons.
GUGUCAAAUGGAUGCUUUGGGCGAGCAUUUUCGCGUAAAUUAAUUGAUUUCUUCUAAUUAAAUUAUUGUGAAUCAUUGUGUUGGCGACAAAAGUGUGAUGUGAGCCAUGCAAAAUAAUAUUGUGCACAGAUUAAUCUAUGUGACUUCAAAAUAGGGGUGUAUCGUGAAAAUAAAAAUGGCUUCAGGAGACGGAGAUAGUGAUCAUAUAGAAAUGAUGGAAGCCGUGAAAAGAGCAGAGGCAACUGGACAUUCGGGUUCCGAGGAUGAUGAUCGCGACAGAGUUUCAAUUGCAGAGAAAAAUGUUCCUUACGACCCGGCGGUUGGCCCGUCGGGGGCGAUCAGCAAGGUCCACAAGUCGGACCGGAAGAUCGGCCACCGGCGGGUCGGCGAGGGCGGCGAGAUCACCUACAAGAAGAUCCAGUCCUCGCAGAUUAUGGGCUCCAUACAGCUCGGUAUCCAACACGCUAUAGGUGGCCUCGCUUCGAAACCAGAGCGCGAUCUUCUCAUGCAAGACUUCAUGACAGUUGAGACUACAAACUUUCCGCACGAGGGCUCCAACCACACUCCCGCUCACCACUACUCCGAGUUCAAGUUCAAGACAUACGCGCCGAUAGCGUUCCGAUACUUUCGGGAUCUAUUCGGCAUUCAGCCAGAUGACUUCCUUAUGUCAAUGUGCAGUGCACCCCUACGCGAGUUAAGCAACCCCGGCGCGUCCGGUAGCAUAUUCUACCUGACCAACGAUGACGAGUUCAUCAUUAAAACAGUACAACACAAGGAGGGCGAGUUUCUGCAGAAGCUUCUGCCCGGGUACUACUUAAAUCUCGAUCAGAACCCCCGCACGUUGCUACCUAAAUUCUUCGGAUUAUACUGCUACCAGUGCAACAGUAAAAACGUGCGGCUAGUUGCCAUGAACAACAUCCUGCCAUCGUCAGUCAAGCUGCACCAGAAGUACGAUCUCAAAGGCUCCACUUACAAGAGGAAGGCAAGCAAAACGGAAAGACAGAAGAAUUCACCGACGUACAAAGAUCUUGACUUCAUGGAGCACCACACUGAGGGAAUCUUUCUAGAAGCGGAUACAUACACUGCGUUAAUAAAGACAAUGCAGAGGGACUGCCGCGUACUGGAGAGUUUCAAGAUUAUGGACUACUCACUCCUAGUGGGAAUCCAUAACUUGGAUGAGGCCCAAAGGGAAAAGACUGAGGCCCGAAAAAGCACUGACUCCGCCCAGAGUGACGAUGAAGCUGACGGCGAGCCUAAGAAAAGCGGACUUAAUAGGACCAGAUUAGAGCAAAGCAAAGAGGAUUUUAAGGCACAAGUGAAAAGAACACAGUCCAUAAACCGACAGCGGCUUGUAGCGCACUCGACCGCGAUGGAAAGCAUUCAAGCUGAAAGUGAACCCAUCGACGAAGAGGAAGACGUCCCGCCGGGUGGUAUUCCAGCAAGGAACGCGCGCGGCGAACGUCUCCUUCUAUUCCUGGGUAUUAUCGAUAUCCUGCAGUCUUACCGCCUUCGCAAGAAGCUAGAGCACACUUGGAAGAGCAUGAUACACGACGGCGAUACAGUGUCAGUACAUCGGCCGAGUUUCUACGCGCAAAGGUUCCUCGACUUCAUGGGAAAGACCGUAUUCAAGAAAAUACCUUCGUUGGACCUACCGGAGAUCAAAGGAAACCACCGCAAGUUCAGAACCCUCGUCACCAGCUACAUAGGUUUGACACUGAAACACUCGCCGUCGAAAAGAAAGAGCAUCGCGAAGCCGAGCAGACCGCAGGAAGAAAUCGACAAUACAGGGGCUACAACGUCAAGUGGCGUCGCCAUGAGAGCAGUGUCCCUUACCGACGUCACAGCUCAAAUAACACCCACCUCAGUGACUUCGCCGGUUUCCACAGCAGCUAAAUUAGCGCCAGCGGUGCCGAAGAUGGCUGUAUCCGAACCCGAUGUAGCGUUCCCAGCUGUUCUCAAAGGUUCUCAGAAACCGAGAGUACCACCACCAGUCCCACCGCGUGGUUCCCCCAAAACGAAACGCGGCGGGGGAGGGGGAAUCUCUCAAGCUAGCAUAGAGACCAAAGCUGGGGCGCCGCUUUCCUGUUGUUCAACUCCGCCACCGCCGUUUGAAGAGUCCCUUCCGCCGAGGACCAGUCGCACAAACUCCUCUUCAACGACCUCCUCAAGCGCUUCUGGAAGAAGAAGAGGUGCUUCAAGUGCAGCCAGUGUUAUGACUACGUCAUCUGCUUCGUCGCUAGCGUUGACCCCCGCCGCACUUAGCAGUGCGAGGAGCAAUGAGGCUAGUGUCUGUUGGACGCCUCCAGCGUCUGUGGAAGGUUCGACACCAACGUGGACGGAGGGCACCCCCAGUUUUACGGAGUCUAGUAGUAGUGAACAAGGCUAUCCAAUAACCCCGGGUCGCGGGCCUACCCCUAGUUCAGACAGACGGUCCCCGCGUCCCGCACCGCCUCCGAGAGCCACCCCUAUCAACUGUCUCACUUCUGAAAUGGUCGAAAUAACUCAUCUCACUUCUGAAACCUCGAGCAUCUCGAUAUCAACAUACGAAGUUCAAAAGGUGAUGCAAAGUGAAGGGAAAUUUAGCUAAGUUACAAUUUGUACAGUUCUUGGAAACCUUUAUUACUACUCAAGUUUAUUUAUACUAUUGCUACUAAAAAAUGUAAGUUAUCAAGUUAAAAGCUUGUGAUACUUGAGGUUUAUUUUUUUUGUAACUAUAUCUCAGAUAUUCAUACAAAAUUUCAGUUUUACUUUUACUCCCAAGGUCACAUUCGUUUACUUGAAUAUUAUACACAAAGAGUUGUGAUGCCCGCCCGAUUCAGUAAUAUUUCCAACUAGUGUGACAGAAAGUUACUGAAUUUGGUAACUGAGCUUUCGAGAAAACAAACUCCUUACUGGAGUUGGAGUUAUUUGUCAAUUUUGUGGCCAAAGCUUUAAAAACGCGACGCCAGGGGCGCUUUUUAGUUUCCCAUACUAAGUACAUAAGGCGUGGGAAAGGGUUUACUAAGUUCAUGGAGUAUUAAGAUUACUUUCUAUUGUACUCACUAUAUGUUCUACUACUUUUUCUUAAGAUCAAAACUUUUAGAGAAAUAACUGUACAAAGUUGUCAUAAAAAUUACGCAAUGACAACCAUAAAAUCAGGUGUUUGUACAUUUAAGGUAAAUUCAUCGACAGCAAAAUUUUAUGGGUCUUGGAUAAUUUUUAAACCAUUAUUCAAACACAGGUUUACAAUUGUUAAAGGUGGCAAAUUUUUUUAGGUUAUCUUUAUAUUAAAAUUGAAGUGUACGUUAUUUUAAAUUAUAACCAUUUAUCUUAAGCGAGUAUUAGUGAUACUUUAAAUGGGUGGUUUCCUAGUAUCUCAUUUCCAACUAGCUUUAUGCUAUUAGCCCAAGGAAUAAUAUUUAACUCUCCCUGGCAAGUUCUACCGCUGAUCUCGGGAUAUAAGAACUAUUUUAAUCAAAUAUUUUUAAUUGCAAAUGAUCAUUAUGUGCCCAAAAUAUCAGAGCCCUUAUUCUCUUUCUUAACUGGAUAGUAAUAUCUUGUGAUGUUACUUCAUAAAAGAACUGUCAACUUUGUCGCCACAGAGUGAUUAUCCGAGUAUGUUUAGAGAAUGAGGGCGAAGUUUCCAAGAAUUCUUUAUAAUUUAUGUUCAGGUAUUUUGGAUAUACUUUAAGGUUUUUUAAUUUUUAAAUACUUUUGGAGGAAAUGGCCAAGAUGUUGGCCCAAACAGUCGCAUAUAAGUGCAUAGCUCAAUUACAGCUUGAAGUUGAUAGUUAAUCUAAUCCAAGAUCUUUAGAAUGACAGAUUUGUAGUGCUGUCCUUUUCUACUCUUCUCUGUAAAUAAGGAUAGCGCUACUAAAUGCAAUGUUUCUGAUUAAAUUGUUUAGUUAUUUAUUAACUUAAGGCGUUAGUUGCCUCAGAGAUGCGGCUUAAAGUCCCUCUCUUACUGAAAUUAUAAUUAAAAGUAUUGUAAAAAUUAUUCGUUAAAAAGUUGUUAAAAAUUAUAGAAUCAAUCUAUGUUUCUAUAGGCAAAUACUGGGCCAUUUCAGCGAAUCUUUAUCGAAGAAUUUUUCAUAUAAUGUACUUAUGUAACUUUUGUUAUAAGUAAUAAAACUCAUAAGCAAUAAAUUUCAUUAUCGAUGUACCUUUAACUGUAAUAAUGAUUACAUAGGUUUUAUACAUGUAGCAGCUCUCUUUCUAACAGUAUUGAUUUCAUUUUGGUGCUUAGUUUUUUUUAUUUAGUAAGUAUAAUAAUUCAAUUUUAUUUUAUCAAAUUAAUAUUUAAUAAAUUGCUCAGAACCUUGUAAAAGAAAGAAACUUAUGAACAAUUACAAAUAUCAGUGAACAAUAUUGUACAACAUUUGUUGUUUAUCCUGUAGUUUUAAGAUUAUUAGUUUAAAUUAACGUUGCCAGUAUGAAAAUUAAUGAAAAUUCUACCAAAAAUAUAUCGAUUACGUGAUCGAUAAAUCGGUAACCCAUCGACAAAACUUAAUAAUAAAAAGUUUUUAGGGAAUAGUAACUGCCAUAUUAUGUUACUCGUAACUUAUUUAUUGGAAUAAUAUAAUAAUAAAUAUUAAGUAAAUAUUUUAUUUAAUCUUAAUUUAAAGUAGCGAAAUUAUAUCACUACAGGCCCUCCAAUUGAUUACACAUAUAUACGACGUUCAAAUUUAGUGUGAAAAUUAUUUGACAUCUGUAACUGUGUUUGUGAUGGCAUCAACAUCAUCAUCAUAAUAAAUCGAAAUUUAGGUCAACAAAUGCUCAUGUCGUCACAUAAACUGGGGCUCUGAUAAAAAUCUCUAUAUGUUAUACUAUGUUUUUAAUUAAGGUUAUGAAAAGGAAGCUCGAAUACAAAAUUUCAACUCUUAAAGAUUAGCUUUAUUUGAUUAGGUUUUGUGGGCAUCUACUCGUAUAAGAAACGUGUCGUUUCCCUCAAUUUACCCCUUAAAAAAAGUUGAAAAAGUUCCGGAUUUUAUAUUUUUUAUUGUUCCAUAAGCAAAUGAAGCAAUUGAUUAGAGCACGUCUCGGGGGGCACCACAAACAGUAGCGAAAACACACGAGAGACGAGGCAGUUUGGAAUUUCGCAUCUCAAAAGUUGCAAAAUAAAAAAUAAAUGCUUUGGUUUAUAUUUCCGCUCCACCACAAAAGAGAUCUUUAAUGUUACGUACAUAUUCUAAGAUACGUAAUUGAUCUAUCCCGUUGUAAUAAACACGCAACGAUAGUCUUACUCCGGCACAGAUUACAUAAUAACGUAGUCCGAUAGAGAAUCUAACACAGAAAAUAUCUGUUCUUUGUCUAUACGUUUACCUCUUUAAGAAGACUAAUGAAUUGUCGUUCGUAUGUCGCAACUUGUAUCAACUUCUAUCAAGUCUUCCUCUUCUGCUUUCUUACUUCGCCUUAUCAGAGUUUUUUUCGAUUAUUCAAAGACGUCAGAGUAAAAUGGACUUAUAAUAUAAAGUUUUAGAGUUGCAAAUUGUGUACUACUGAUUCUUACUAUACAAAUUGGAUAAUGAGAGAUACAUGAGAUUAUACAAAGGCUUUAGAAGUGUGGACGAAUUUAAGCCUUAUAAUAAUUCAAAUAAGUUCCACUUUACUCCGACUACUUAUUCUCUAUCGAUACCUCAUCAACGACGUAACUAACUUGAAAAAAAAAAAGGGUUUGAAUUUUAUUUAAUAUGUCUGUAGUCAGGCUUGUUACCUACCACUCUACGGACAGCUAAGUGCCGAAAUUAUAUGUUAGCUCAGUUUAAUAACUUUCUGUAUAUUUUCGAGACUGAUUUAAUGGGAUCUGAUUUUAGUAUUAUUACUUUUGCGGUAUUAGCCCGCUAACCCACCCAUUAGCAGUGUGGUGAGUACGGUCCAUCUCUCAUAUUAGAGAGAUAUGUGUCCAGCUGUAGAAUAUGAAUUAGGCUAAUUAUGAUGAUUACAAUUUUUUAAGAUUAUUUUAUUUUUAUUUUUAGAUAUUAUUGUUCACCAAAAAUCGUAUAUUAGAAUAUUAUUUUUUAAAUAAUUGUACUCAAUAAUAUUCUUACAAAAAGUAUUGAAAAUAUAUUAUAUCCGCUUAUACAUACAAAUUAAUUUUAGAAUAAAAUGUAUUUACUAUGCAUUUACAUGCUUUGAAAUAUAUCUUCGUCAUUUAAGAUGUUAUAUCAUAACUAUACAUUAUGGGGUCCAUUAUAUAUAACCCAAAAGGCCCCAGUUCUUAAGGAGAAGUCAAACUGAUGCGUCCGGCCUCUUAAAAUACGCAAUAAUUUGCUCAAAAUUUACAGACUGGAUGCCUUAGUUUGGCUUUCUCUUUAGGCUAUUUUCAAGAGUACAAGUGUGUUCUAGUAGAAAAAGUUUGACACUAUCGCCUAUCGGGUUUAAUAAAGCUGCCGUACUCCUAACAAAUAACCAAUCAAAGGCUAUAAAAAAUACUUGCUUGUUUCUAUAUGUGCGUCCACGAGAAUUAGUGAAACUCCAGCCAUAUUCGUCUUCGUUAGAUGUCACCUGAUGUUCUUUUACUUGAACAGGGAUUUAAAAGCAAUACUUAAAUAUUCUCUGAAGCUAAAAAUUCAAGAUACUAGUGUUAUUCAAAUAAAAAUAUACAGCUUACUGUCAUAGACGCUUUAAAGAAAUUCCGAAGUACCAGACACACUUAUAUUUGCGGGUAGUUUCGUGCAUAGGUAUGAAAUUAACCGCAAAAGUAGGUGCGUACGAUUUAACAAAUUCUUAGGGAAGUAUUUCGCUCGCUCGCAAUUUUUUCUACUAGGACGUGAAUCUUAAACUCUGUUUGUUCAAAAGUAGUGUGAACAAUGGUGUUGUAAGUAAAAAGAGAUAGAUACAAAGAAAACUUUAUUGCAGUAAAAAAGAAAGGGAGAGAUUUUGUAGAUGUGUUCGAAGAUCUAUUAGAAAGUGUUUUCUAAGUAAACUGUUUAAAAGUUAUAGGAAAUUUCCGAAUUUACUGAAAUGAAACCACGAACGUUUAGUAAUCUGGUUGUGUAUACACAUAUAUUCAAGCGAAUUAACACACAAGAAGUAAAAGUAUGUAAGUAGUAACAAUGGAUGUUUUUCUUGAGUUUCUUGAGAGUGAUCGUAACACGUUAUGUCGCAACGGGCUGCGGCGCAAGACUGAGCGCAGGUUGUCUAAUUAGCCAAGUUGAUAUGUGCCACUUUUUAGGGCUUGUAUACAGUAUCACUUUUACAAGUUAAAUCCUGUGAAGUAAGGUGUAAUUUCUUUGGUAGGGUGAAAUUAUUUUACACCUGGCUUGAAACAUCCUCGUCUGCUAUUGGUUAUUGCUUUCGCUAACGGUGGUGGCGACGCUAAAGUAUUAUAGAGUUUCUAAUACUCAAAUUCCUGAACACGUUUCCAGCCAGUGCUUCUUACAGCCGCAACGUUGCGAGCAAGUUUAGGUCCAUUAUACUUUGAUAAUAUAUUGUUUCGAUACACGAAUGACAGGCAUGCCAAUCUUCUACAUAGGUUAAGGUACUAACCAAAAACAGUACGAGCGAGGUAGCAAUACAAGGCUAUAUUUAAUUAGAUUUUACGAUCCCAUUAUUUAACGUUAGAUUAAUCUUUUUUAUAAAGAAUAUUCUCCCUUUUAUGAGUGGCAGUCUUAACUUUUAACUCGUUUUACUUACAACACCAUUGGUUUUGAUAAUAAUGAAUUAAUUGUUGUUUAAUCUAUAACUGUACAGUGUUUUUGUAUCUGUUGAAAGCUAGCGUCGUGUUGCAACUCGUAUCUGCGAGGAGUGUACUUAUUUGUAUAUCGUGGUUUCGAAUAAACGUGUAUCUGUUUAAAAGUUA